Molecule: messenger RNA, 5287 nt
Organism: Pseudoliparis swirei
Lineage: Eukaryota; Metazoa; Chordata; Actinopteri; Perciformes; Liparidae
Gene: zc3h11a
Product: zinc finger CCCH-type containing 11A
Exons: 15
Coding region: 1820-4399 (859 amino acids)
Molecular function (GO): metal ion binding
Source: RefSeq, a predicted model, not a curated record
UUGUGUCUGCGGCAGUCAGCGAACCGGGACAGGAUCUUUCUUACAUUAUACAACUUUUAAAUGUUUUUUUAACGAAAACUGGUAAUUAACAUCGCCUAUUCGGUUAACACAAUACAUCUAAAUGUUACAUUGUAGUGUUACAAUACGAAAGUGAAUAAUCCGGCGAUCGCAAAAAUCCACAGUCGUCCAUUAGCUAGCGUUAGCUAACGUUAACGCUCACAAUACGGUUGCGAGACAUUGGUGGUUUAGGCCUCUGCUAUGUAAUGUUAGCAUAAGCUAAACUAACUCUAAACUAAAUUAGCACAAUCUAUCGCGUUUUAGCUAGUUUGAUAAUACAAUCCAGAGUCACGAUGUUGUUUGUGUGUCGUUAACAUUAUUCGGUCUAUUCCUGUAUCCAACGUUAUCUAAUAUUUGCCGAUCUCCAUUCAGUAGCGGUAGUGUGUCUUUCCAACACUGCGGGAAAUCGCUCGUAGUUCGAUCCAGCUAACUUUGGGCUACUUUGUGUUAUUCUACAGUAAGUAUCUGAUUGUUUUCUUGACUGUCUUGGGUUUUAGAUUUGACGAUACAUACCUCGAACCAACACUGAAGGUGACGCUGCUAUUUGGUGGUUCUAGUUAACGUUAGCCUGUAACGUUAGAUUAACGACGUUUUGCUUGUGGUUCCAGGAGAAGAACAUUUUGUACCGUUACUUGUUAGGCAACUUUAGUACCUUUUGUGAAUCCAUAUUUCUUUCCCGUUAUUUUAGUUUAAGUGACAUCUUAAGUGUGUAGAGGGCAGUUGUCCUGUUUUUUAAGAUGGAAGCCAGAGUUGUACUACAAGCUGAUCAUAAGUGGCGAAUCAAGGCCUACCUGUUUAGAAAAGAUAUACAACCCAGGUCUAGACUCCCCAAAUUGGGAGAGUUAACGUUAGUUUUGACUUAUUUUAUAUUAGAUACUUGCAAUAUAUAACCAUGGGUAGAUUGUGAAAAGACAAAGUGUCUGUCCUCUGACCUGGACCCCUGUUAACACUAACUUCUAGAUCACUCAGAAGUCAUGAUAGAGAGCAUAACUGUCUCACUAUACUGUACCUAUGUGUGGAACUGUCUCCUCUGAAUUUCUGUACAACUGUCUGUCUCUGAAUAACACCUUUUCAGUUCCCUGGGGAGUGUUUUUGAUUGAUUUGUAGGUUUGAAACCACCCACUUGGUCCUUUGUGGGGAUCCCUGGAUAUGGAUAGCUUGCCCCUCAUGAGAAUACAGUGGCAGAAGAUUUUUUUUUCACUUUUCAGCACUGGCUGAAAAUCUCUAAAGGCUUGAAUAUACAGCCAAUAUUUUUUUAUACUACCUUCACCCAAAUGUUCCCAGGUGUGCACAAUUUCAUCACGUCCAAGAAGAAGCUGCGGAUUGUUUUUCCACCUACCAUCCACCCCCUUUUUGCCACAUCAAUUCUAGCAUUUUUGGAUCCAUUUUUGGGGGCUUUUCUGGCUGUUUAUGCCCCCCCCCCACUUAUUUAAUUCUCUCCCAUUAAUAAAAAAAAAUAAAAAAAUCUCCAAAGGACUCUUGCAUUCACCAUCAGUAAUGUUAAGCAGUCUGGCGGAGAUAAAGAUGUCUCAGAGAGUGAGAAAAGGAAUGUCGUAGGAAGACAAGUGUCUCUGGGCGACCCACUCCCCUUUUCCUCUUAUCUUACGGAUCAAGUGUUCCUUCAGGACUCUAUACCACCACGGAGACACCCUACCAGCAGUGCACUCAAGAGGGAGACAACUUCUUAGCCACCUCAGAGAACCAGCUGCUCGGUUAAAGGUCGUAACCUCAUCACCCUUGCCACUCAAGACGCAGACCAGCUAUGACUAACCAUGGAGACGACUGCUACUUCUUUUACUAUUCCACCUGCGCUAAAGGAGACGGCUGCCCAUACAGACACUGUGAGGCAGCUAUGGGAAGUGAGAUUGUCUGCAACCUCUGGCAGGAGGGACGCUGCUUCCGCACCGUCUGCAAGUUUCGCCACAUGGAGAUCACGAAAAACCGUAAGGAGAUAUGUUGUUACUGGGAGAGCCAGCCCGCAGGCUGCCAGAAGCCUCACUGUGCCUUCUUCCAUGAAAGACCCCGCUGCAUCGAUGGUGUCUUUGUUCCACCUGAUAAAAGUUUAAGCAAAACGGAGGAACAGCCACAUGAGGAACCAGCUCCCCUGCCCGCUGCCCCGCUCCCCACUGCAGCCAAUCCACAGCUCAGAGGUGUCAUAAAGACAGAAACUCAGGAGCCCGUACCAAGUCCCACCCACCCACCAGUGGUGAUUAAUCCGGCAGAUGAUGACGAGGAUGAAGAUGACCAGUUCUCAGAGGAGGGAGAGGAUGGAAAGGUUGGGCCUUCACCUAGGAAACUACUCAAAUCGGACGAUUCGCUGAGCUUUGGAGUGAGCACCCUGGAGGAGAUUCGGCUGAGGAAGGCCCUGAAGGCCAGCAUGAAGAGAGCUGGUUACCCCAUCCAGAGUUCGGAUACCUCGGCCAACGGCGAGAUGGAAAACAUCCGGUCAUUGUUUCGACCAACCUUCUACGAGGCGGGAGAUGACUCACUCAUCUUUGAAGAAACUGGGAGACGAAGAGGCACUGUGGCUGAAAGACUUGGCAGGAAGAUGCCCAACACUGAUUUGCAAUUUGGAGACGGAGUUUCACUAAGAAGGGGUCUAACAGAGAGUCUGGGCACAUUUGGGGAUGGGGAAGAGCCCUUCCUGCCCCCUUACAAAGCUCCCGAACAGAUUCGCAUUAAAACUUUGGAGGAGAUCAGACAGGAGAAGGCUGCAAAGUCUCAAUCCCAGAGCCAGAAAGAAAAUCCUUCAGACGUGGCUCUCAAAACCAACAGACCCAAAACCACCAAAGGUGUCAAGCGAGCCAUCACCAUUAGAGACGGCUCCGUUAGCAAUGUCAAGAUGUUCUCAGAGGUCCUUCGUGCCAAAAAGAAAAGGCAGGAGGAACAGGAUACUGACUCUAAGAUGAGCCGGGGAGAGUCAGACCCAGCGACUCCUGAUCCCGAAGCUGCAAACGUGGGGCAGCUUAGAGUGAAGACUCUGGAGGAGAUCCGCAUGGAGAAGGCAGCAAAGAUCCAGACUCUGCAGACCAUGGGGGCUGAAACCAAGAAGAGCCCCGGUACUGAGGAGAACGGCGCUAAGAAGCCUCCCCUGCUCAAGGAACUGGAUUCCCAAAGAAGCGUCACAACAGAGAAGAGUGCUGAGGUGACAGAGAAGCCUGUGAAAACUCCUCCUGCUUCUCCUGAGACCCGUGUUGCCACCAGUAACGGCGUCAAGGUCAAGACCUUUGAGGAGAUCAUGCGGGAGAAACGCCUCCGCAAGCAGGAAAUGGAGGAGCAGGCCAAAGACUCUGCGGAAGCAGAGCCUGCUCAGAAACACACCGAUGGAGGAACCCUGAAGAGGAAGGUUCCUGCCAAAAUCAGUCUGACGAGCCCACGCUCUUCACCCCCUUCCUCCACCACUGUGGCCCCUGACUCUACCCUUUCCACCCAAAAGCUCCCUGUUGGUAAACCGAUCGUCCUCAAAUCAAAGGCUGCUUCCCCUCUAUACAGCACUACUCAUCGUGCUAGAGGUGCUGCCGUCAAAGCUGCCACCUCAGUCCUCGUGAAGCAGAACUCUCCUCCACUGGAGGCCGAGUCCGACUCGCAGAGCCCCAGCUGCUCCAGGGAGGUCCCGGACAAAAACACAAGGAGUUCUACUGCACUGUCACCAGCCAAGCAGGACAGAGUAGCUGCAACGGCUCUCACUUCUGAUAAGACACAGAACAAUAAUCCAAAGAAAUCCCCAGAGCACAUUGCAGACACCACCAACGUGAGGCCCAAGCUGAACGUGAAGCCGUCUGUCAUGAAGCCUGCGGCGCAGGUGAAGCCAGGCCAGAAGAGAUGGGGAGCAGAGCGCUCCGCUGUCGCUGCAGUCAAACCUCUGAGCAGCACCUCCACAGUGCUGCAUGAACCGCAGCAGGAGACGGCGAGCAGAGACCGACAGGAGAUCCCGUCCUCCAAUGCAGAGGCUCAGCUGAGCUCUGCUGCUCCCAGAAGUCCCAGCACCCUGUUGGACUCCGGCUCUGGCUGCAGCCCACUGAGGGAGGACCUCCAGACCGUCCCCGUCUUCAAACAGAGUCUGAACCAAGACCCCAAGCAGACCUCUAAUGUAGCUGCUGCCAGCGAGGCCUGCACAGUCCCCCAAAGCCCGCUCCUGAAGACUCAGACCAAGUCCCGCAGACUAAGCGUGGCCGCGUCCCGCACCGCCGCCACCUCCAGCGCUACUGCCUCCAACUCGGCCAUGGACGACUUUGAAGAGCUUAUCAACGAGUUCACCGAUGACCACCUGGAGGAAGACGUGGACCCUGGCAUCGGAGAGGACGACCUGCUGCAGGAACUGUCCGAGAUGAUUGACAGCUGAGGGUCCCAUCGAACCCAAUCUACUCUCUGCCCAAACUACUCUCUCUCAACCAUCACCCACUAUAGAACAUAAACAAAUAUAUAUCUAUAUAUUUUAAGCUUUCGGUUAAUAUUUGUUUUCCCCUUUAGACAGCUCUCCUUUCUCAUUUCCUGCCAAUAGGAUCAUCUGCUCACCCGGACAGAUCUUCUACAGGGCUGAGAUUAUCGUUUUAUUAUACGUUUUAUAUUUUCAUGAUUGCCGAAGUGUUGAGAACGUCCUCCCGUUAGCAGGAUUCCUUGAACAUGUCGAGUUUGAAUGAAUGCGUUGUUUUUAGAGAGAAGUCCUAUCUGUAUACCGUGUAUGCAAAGGGAAGAGCAAGCUGAGAACAGAAAUACUGAAUCCUGCUGCACUUACAGGGCCUGCAGUGCCCCCCGACUACUUGUGUUUUUGUUUUUCUAUGUCUACUGGUUUACUUCUGUUGCCCAGCAGUCAUCAAAGGUUACUUUCGGGAUCGCUCUAUUUAUCAAGUGUACGGGGCUUCUAGGUUUCCAUCAGAUCUUAUAGAGAGUGUCUUCUGCCAGUGGAUGUUCUUUACCAUUUUUUUUUUUUUUAAACCAGUUUUCAGUGGGUAUCCUUUGACGCAACUUGUGAGUGCUCUCUGGGCUUUGAUAAUGAACACCUCAGGUACCAUUUCUGAUGUGAUUGACAAACACCGUUUGAACUCCACACUGCUGUCUUUGGUUGUCUUGUUCUUUUGUGUCAGCCUUGGUUUAUGAAUGUGAUCUGAGAAAUAAUCAACUCGUUUUUUGGAUUUAAUGCAUGUUGGCUCUUUCCUGACCUGUUCCCACAAGCUUACUGUUCAAAGUCACUUGUACAUAUUACUGUGUAAUAAAAAGUGCUUUUAAUGAG